Molecule: messenger RNA, 915 nt
Organism: Elephantulus edwardii (Cape elephant shrew)
Lineage: Eukaryota; Metazoa; Chordata; Mammalia; Macroscelidea; Macroscelididae
Gene: DIO3
Product: deiodinase, iodothyronine, type III
Exons: 1
Molecular function (GO): thyroxine 5'-deiodinase activity
Source: RefSeq, a predicted model, not a curated record
AUGCCGCGCCCGGCCACCCCGCGGUCGUUGGCCGGAGCCGACGGUGGGGCCCAGGGGGCCCAAGGGGCCGUGGCCACCAUGCUCCGCUCCCUGCUGCUUCACUCACUGCGGCUGUGCGCCCAGACGGCCUCGUGCCUCGUGCUCUUCCCGCGCUUCCUCGGCACCGCCUUCAUGCUCUGGCUUCUCGAUUUCCUGUGCAUCCGCAAGCACUUCCUGGGCCGCCGUCGCCGUGGCCAACCUGAGCCCGAGGUGGAGCUCAACAGCGAAGGCGAAGAGGUGCUCCCCGACGACCCCCCCAUCUGUGUGUCCGACGACAACCGCCUGUGCACCCUAGCGUCGCUCAGGGCGGUGUGGCACGGGCAGAAGUUGGAUUUCUUCAAGCAGGCGCAUGAGGGCGGCCCUGCGCCCAACUCAGAGGUUGUCCUGCCCGAUGGCUUCCAGAGCCAGCAUAUCUUGGACUAUGCUCGUGGGAAUCGCCCGCUGGUUCUCAAUUUCGGGAGCUGCACUUGACCUCCAUUCAUGGCGCGCAUGAGCGCCUUUCGGCGCCUGGUCAACAAGUACCAGCGCGAUGUGGACUUCCUCAUCAUCUACAUCGAGGAAGCGCACCCCUCCGACGGCUGGGUCACCACCGACUCCCCUUACAGCAUCCCGCAACAUCGAAGCCUGGAGGACCGCGUCAGCGCCGCGCGCGUGCUGCAGCAAGGCGCACCUGGCUGCGCCCUGGUCCUGGACACCAUGGCCAACUCCAGCAGCUCAGCCUAUGGUGCCUAUUUCGAACGCCUCUACGUCAUCCAGAAUGGCACCAUUGUGUUCCAAGGAGGCCGUGGGCCCGAUGGCUACCAAGUGGCAGAGCUGCGCACCUGGCUGGAGCACUACAAUGAUCAGCUACACAGCACUCAUCCCCAUAGGGUGUAG